UGAGGCAUUUAACCUGCAGCAGAUGGGACAGGCUGAUGUGUUCAACUUUGAGGAUAAUAUAUAUCUAUAUCUAUAUCUCUGAGUUCUCUCCCCUACAUUAAAGAAAGUGUUUUCUGUAAAUUCUACUAAGGAAUUGAACCAUACAUGGGAGUUUAUUAAUUUUAUUUAGAAAAAAGCAUUUUUUGUAAUAUAACAGAAUCAUAUAUAAAACUUAUUUUUACCUAAAAACAUAAAAUGUGUUUCAAACAUUUAGCAAUUUCUCUUUUUUUAUAUUUUCUUUUCCUGUUGCUGGUGCAGUUACCAGCGUGUCGUGGUCAAAAGUCUUCGAGUCCCAGGUGGCUGAUCGGGGACCGGGAGUCGCAGUGCCAUGUUCAGUGCUUGCGGACACAGGGGGACAAGCCGGUGUGUGGCUCAGAUGGACGGAACUAUGAUACAGGCUGUGAAUUACAGAAGGCGCGCUGCAGGGACCCCUCGCUGAGCAUCCUGAAUCGCGGACGCUGCAAAGGAAAAAACUGGGCACGUGCCGAACAGCCACCCGCAACAGCAGCCCCAACAGCAGCCCUGGAGAUGAAGGGCUUUGAGCAGAGAGACUCAGGGAUGACGAAAUGCCAGGGUGAGAGGUCCCAAGCUCAGGAGCUAGCCAAGAAGCCGCAGGAGUCUGUCUUCAUCCCUGAGUGCAACGAGGACGGCUCCUUCGCACAGGUUCAGUGCCACACGCUGACGGGGUACUGUUGGUGCGUCACCCCAGACGGGAAACCCGUGAGUGGCUCCUCCGUUCAGAACAAGACCCCGGUGUGUUCAGGUUCAGUAACUGAUAAGCCAUUGGGGCAGCCUAGCUCGGGGAGAAAAGUUUCUUUUCGUUUCUUUUUAACUCUUAAUCCAGAUGACGGAUCCAAGCCCACUCCCACGAUGGAGACCCAGCCUGUGUUCGAUGGCGAUGAGAUCACGGCUACAACCAUGUGGUUGCUGGACUUCAUCAACAAGGAAAGCAAUCAGAACAGCUCAACCCUGAGGAACCCAGAGAAAGUUCCUUCUUGUGACCAGGAGAGGCAGACGGCCCAGGAGGAGGCGCGGCAGAGAGACCCGAGAGACGCCAUCUUCAUCCCCGAGUGCGGCCUGGCAGGGAUCUACAAGCCUGUUCAAUGCCACCAGUCCACCGGCUAUUGCUGGUGUGUGCUGGUGGAUACCGGCCGACCCAUUCCUGGCACCGCCACGCGGUACCAGACCCCCGAGUGUGACAGCGCAGCGCGGUCUCGCAGCUCAGAGGCAGAGGAUCCUUUCAGGGACAGAGAGCUGCCAGGAUGCCCAGGCGGGAAGAAAGUGGAGUUCAUCACCAGCUUGCUGGAUGCCCUCUCUACAGACAUGGUGCAGGCUAUAAACUCACCAGCUCCAUCUGGUGUUGGGAAGUUCUCGGAGCCAGACCCCAGCCACACUCUGGAGGAACGGGUGGUUCACUGGUACUUCGGGCAGCUUGACAGCAAUGGCAGCAGCGACAUCAACAAGAAGGAGCUGAAGCCCUUCAAGCGCUACGUCAAGAAGAAAGCCAAGCCCAAGAAAUGUGCCCGCAAGUUCACAGAGUACUGUGACCUCAACAAGGACAAGGCCAUCUCCCUGCUGGAGCUCCAGGGCUGUCUGGCUGUUAGCAAGGAUGCAGGUAGUGCCGUCGGAAGCAUCCAUCCAGGGAAAAGGCAAGGAGUCAGUUCCUUCAUAGGACGUCUGGUCUGAAGAGGGACAAUCUCAUGAGCUGAGAGAGAGAGAAACAGAGGGAGAGAGAGAGAGCAGAGGAAGACAACAGCAGCAGGCUUUAAUUUGCAAGCACUCAUAAAAAGAAGAAAAAAGCAAUAACAAUUAAAGCAAAAAAGUGGCACCAAAAUAUUUGCACUUUCUAAAAAACGAAAUUAUGAAACGUUACCUGUUUAGUGUUUUUUUUUUUUUUUUUUUAAGUAUAACCAUAAACAUUGACAGAAACAGCUACUGGUUUGAAAAGCAGUCUUUUAUGACUUCUGCGUGAUAUACUGUCCAUUCUGCCCCUUUGUGUGCUAGUAUGGGCCUUGAUCCACUUUUUGGCCCAUUUUGGCCCAUGCAUUUGUUUUCUCGCUCAUUCAAAUGACCAUGGAAAUGCAUUUUCCAUGUACUACCAACCUGUCAGCAAAAUGUAUUUCUUCCUCCAGACCAAUGCUCUGUCCACAUGUUGCCAGCAGUUUUUAGUCCCAGUCCCCGACCAUUAGGUCCUUCCCAGUCAUUGUAAUAAUAUGACUUUCAAACACUGAGUGGCCAACAAAACAUGCAUAAUGUAGGUAAAUGAGAAAAACCCCAUAGUCCACAAUGUAUGUAAGCGGUGAUGUCACAUGCAAUUGAAUUGACUACACCUGCAGCCACAAUUAUGAGAAAACAAGGAUCUCAGUGAAUUUGCAAGAGGUUGGUAGUGAGUAUGCGUGUGGCCGGCCUGUUAAUCAAGACAGCCCCUGGGGCAUUCCUGGAAUUUCAAUGCUUGCAGAAAACCACCAGCAGAAAGCAUGAAUCCUGCCACAAGCAGGUCGUGACAGAUCGAGACCACAGACGUGUGUAAUGUAUUGUGACCAACAACUGACCAUGUGCUGCAGAGGCCCAAAUCAUAGGCACCUUCAACACAGUGCAAAACACGGCUUUGGGAGCAGUGCAUUGUGGGCUAUUAAGUGAGUUCUCUAUUCAUUUGGCCAUUCAGUGUAAAUACAGAUCUGUGCACUCGACCUAGCGGCCCCUCUUUCCAGAUAACAGUAAAUAGCGCUUUAUCUGAGAUCUGAUAGGUUUCUUACCAAAUGCAUUGAAAAGGAUAUGGAGCAUACAAGUUAAUUUCCCCACAUUUCAGUGCAAGCUGCCAACAGGAAAACCAGGCAGGACUGCAUUUCAGUGCAAGCUGCCAAGGGGAGAUCUAUUUAAGUGCAAGCUGCCAGGGGGAGAUGCAUUGCUGUGCAGGCUGCCAAGGUGAGAUUGUUAAAUGGUGGCAGCUUUUGUCGGUAGUCUCAAAAUGAAAGGAUUUUUAAUACAAUAGCAAGUAACUUGUAAAAUAAAGCCAUUACAGCUCUCAAGGUGAAUGCUUACUGUGUAAAUAUCUGUCUUGUUGGCCUUUGGUUACACUUGUAAGGUGUGGGUUUUGUUUUUCCUUUAAGAGUGUUUGCAGUAAGGAGUUCUCAGUAGAUGUGCUGCCCUUGCUGUUUGUUGCCCUGGGAUCAAGCUGCAGGACUGUGUGUUGGGACUCCUACCACAAUACCAGCCACCCAGAGACCAGCGUCUCCAUAGCAGGUGAUGCAAACAGUGUAUUAGAUCAGUUCAAUAUCUAGGAGGUUCAGAUGGCAUUGUAUUGGGUAUUUAUAACGAUUCCCUUUUUUAUAUUUCAUCCUGGGUUCUACUGCUGCAAUGUUGAGUUGUUAACAUUGUGCACUAUGACAGUCUCCACUUGGCUUCCAGCUUGUCUGGAGAAUCCGAAAUCAGUCUUCAGUUGUAGUUUUAGUUGAGUUGGAGUUGUAGGGAAGUGUAAAUAAACUAAAUUAAAAUGACAUUGAAACAACCACUUCCUCAGCAAGGUGGGUUUUGAAUUAUGUCCACUUUUAAAGUGGACAACAUUAAGACAUUAAAAAAUCUGUAAUAGGUAACAAAGUUUAGUUUAAAAAGCAUUUGUUUUAUAUAUUAUAGUUCAAGUGUGUAAUGUUUUUAGUAAAGAUAAGUACCUAACUUUAAAUUGCCAAUAUUGAAAAAAAGACAAUGAAUAAACUGAAUGAAUUGUAACACUUUAGUAAUUGGAAAUGGUGUAUUUAUACCAGUGUUAAAAGUUACAUUGCACAACUUAGAUAAUUAACACAAAUAGGUAACUUUAUUUUUACACAUUUGACUGUAAUUAUAGCAGUUGAAAAUUGUGCUUUGUAUCUGCACUCUGUGAAACAUUAUUAUUCUAGAGCAGCACCACGAUUACAAAUAUUUGAUUGUACAAAGUUCAGAGAAGCACAAUCUGUCUGGGAAAGCAGACAUUGUGAAAUGGUUUAAUCACGCAUUACAUUGUUCAAACAGUGCUCCCUAUUCAGUAAGACAGAGAAAGAUUAAUGGAGUGGGAGUAAGUUCAUUUAUAUUGUGUAUGGUCCAUGGUGCAACUGCGAGCUUACAGUGUACUUGGAAUUCAAAACUGUCCAUCAGUGCAAUUGGAGCUUUCUAGUGGUGUGUGAACCACCAAAGUGUAACUACUUUUAAAGGAACAAAAGCAACACCCAAACCUCUCCAUUCUACCUGUCUCAUAAAUCUUUACUUACUCUGUUACUUAUGGAAAACAAACAUAGAUUUUCACUAUAGCCUGUUGACUUUUUUAUUUGAAAUAAAUAGAAAAAUAUCCA
Molecule: messenger RNA, 4361 nt
Organism: Polyodon spathula (Mississippi paddlefish)
Lineage: Eukaryota; Metazoa; Chordata; Actinopteri; Acipenseriformes; Polyodontidae
Gene: smoc1
Product: SPARC related modular calcium binding 1
Exons: 14
Coding region: 235-1725 (496 amino acids)
Biological process (GO): extracellular matrix organization
Cellular component (GO): basement membrane
Molecular function (GO): calcium ion binding; extracellular matrix binding; protein binding
Source: RefSeq, a predicted model, not a curated record